AUGCUGGUGAACGACUGUGUCUCCAUCAACAGAAACAUUCUUCCUAUGGAUGAUUUUAAGAAGGUGAAGAAGCAAGUUCAGGAACAUAACGACCACAAUGGCAUUGGAUGCACGGAAUUCGAGAUCUUGACUUGCACAGCAUUCAUGAUCUUUGCCAUGGAGCAAUUGGAAUUGGCUCUUGUGGAGGUGGGCCUCGGGGGCAGGCUUGAUGCUACCAAUGUUCUUUCAGAAGAUGACGUGCUUGUGAGCGGAAUCACAAAAGUGGGCAUAGACCACGAGUCUUUUCUUGGAAGCACCAUCUAUCAGAUCGCCAGUGAAAAGGCAGGGAUCAUUAAAAAGGGAGUUGACUGUGUGGUUGAUCUGACAAAUCACAGAGACGCAAUGGAAGCUAUUCGGGCCAAGGCGAGCGAGGAAGGCUCUCCAUUGCAUGAAGUGACAUCCACUGCUUUGACGAGGAGGCUCAUUGAACUUUCGCCAUUGAAGGGUAAUUACCAGGAGCAGAACUUGGCGGUGGCAUUGGAAAUUGUCUCGUUACUCAAAGAGAAGCACUCUUUUCAGAUCAGUGAUGAGGCGAUCAAGAGAGGUAUCAAGAACACCACCUGGCCAGGAAGGCUUCAGACGAUCAAGGAACCCAAAACUGGCAUUGAACUACUAAUCGAUGGUGCCCAUAACGAAAGCGCUGCCAUUGAGUUGGCAGGGUUCCUAGAUGGCUACAGAGAGGGCAAAGGCAUUAUCUUUGUUGUUGCACUUACAAAGGGCAAAUCCGUCGAAAACCUUCUCAAGUUCAUUGUCAGACCGGGAGAUAAGGUCAUUCCCAUGGAGUUCCUGCAACCUGAAGGUAUGCCCUGGGUCCACAGCUAUAGUAGAGAGUACGUGGGUCAAGAGGCUAAAAAGUAUGCUGAAUUGGAGCAAACCGGUAUCAGCAACACCGAUGAACUUUUCGCAUAUUUGAAAAAGCUCAAAACUCAAGGUGACGACAGAAAAGUGGUUGCUUGCGGCAGCCUCUAUCUUUGUGCUGAUAUAUUACGAGCCGUUAACUACGCACCUACGCAUUGA
Candidozyma duobushaemuli is the source of this 1056-nucleotide messenger RNA. RefSeq names its product dihydrofolate synthase. Gene Ontology annotation, molecular function: tetrahydrofolylpolyglutamate synthase activity; dihydrofolate synthase activity; ATP binding. NCBI's taxonomy places the organism in Eukaryota, Fungi, Ascomycota, Pichiomycetes, Serinales, Metschnikowiaceae. Gene Ontology annotation, cellular component: cytoplasm; cytosol; mitochondrion. Bases 1 to 1056 code for a protein of 351 amino acids. Gene Ontology annotation, biological process: folic acid-containing compound biosynthetic process. The transcript has a single exon. The record is from RefSeq and is a predicted model, not a curated record.